AUGGCCUCAAUGGAUUCGAAGGGGGCUCACGCCACCCUGAUCGACCCAAUGCAUGCGCCAGAGCCGUCCGCAGAGACCGGCCCUGGUACUCACUUCGGCUCUACUAUGCCAAGCAAGCAGCCAACCAGUACAACAACCACCGCCGCCGCCUCACACAAGACCUCACUGAGCUCCCAAAACCCUUUCCGUGAUGGUGCCUCUCCUCCAGCAGCGACAGCAGGAUCAGGGAGCAGCAAAAUACCCAACGUCCGCACCACCGAACGCCCCUCCAGCCGCGAAGGCUUCCCAGACUACCGCGCCGAAGCCUUCAGCGGCCACAACACCCGCCCGCUCCACUCCACCUCCAACAACCAAUCCCCACCUGCAUACGACGAGGCGACAUCCGGCCCGAGUCGUCGCCGCGGCAGCUCGCUUAGAGAGCGCUAUCCCGGCGACACCACUGCUAAACCGCUGGAUAUGAUCCGCAAGGACAGCAGGAAAGCCCAUCGGUCCCCGCACCUCAACAAGCGUAAUAUGCAAAGUCCGGACGUGAUCGAUCGGCUCGACCCGGCCUUGGGAGGUCAUGCUUAUCAUCACGAGGGCCCUUACGACGCCGCUGCGUUCGCGAGGAAUAAGGCGUAUGAUAAGACUAGUCCGGUUGCCGCGCUGCAGACGAGUAACGAGGAGGCUUUGAGGGCGACGCCGAGAGAGAAUGUUAAGGAUGCUUUGGACAGGCACAAGCCGCUUGAUGGUGUUGCUGUCGUGCCUCCGGGCGUGCCGGAUCAGUUCGGUAGGACUUACAAUUAUGAGGAAGGCACGGAUAUGAUGAGGGAGGGGACCGAUGAUGCUGGGUAUAAGCGUUGGCCUGGAAAAGACUACGAUAAAGACGACCUAAAAGGCCAAUCCGAGCCCUCCUUCUCUCUCGACCGUGCCCUCCAGGCCCACAAGAUCGACGAUAACGGCAUCGAGAUGGAAGACCAUGCUCACCUCAUGAAAGACUACAACAGGGCUAAGGCAAGAGGCAGUCUUGACGACCGCGACCCAGUCGCCAUUGCAGGCGACGACAGGAAGUACGCGGACCUGGAAUACAAGAAUCGUGAGGAUGGCGAGUCGAGCGCUCAUAAGAGUGGUAGUAUGCGCCAUGUGGGCGAGGGGUUGAAGAAGAGGAUUGGGAGCUUGAGGCAUAAGAAAAAUGAUGAGUAA
Recurvomyces mirabilis is the source of this 1182-nucleotide messenger RNA. RefSeq lists its product as uncharacterized. The record is from RefSeq and is a predicted model, not a curated record. Gene Ontology annotation, cellular component: cytoplasm. Bases 1 to 1182 code for a protein of 393 amino acids. The transcript has 3 exons. Lineage: Eukaryota; Fungi; Ascomycota; Dothideomycetes; Mycosphaerellales; Teratosphaeriaceae.